Molecule: messenger RNA, 10820 nt
Organism: Mesoplodon densirostris (Blainville's beaked whale)
Lineage: Eukaryota; Metazoa; Chordata; Mammalia; Artiodactyla; Ziphiidae
Gene: ATRX
Product: ATRX chromatin remodeler
Exons: 36
Coding region: 387-7733 (2448 amino acids)
Molecular function (GO): ATP-dependent chromatin remodeler activity; ATP binding
Source: RefSeq, a predicted model, not a curated record
CCCAACAAAAUGGCGGCGGCGGCGGCGUCGCUUUGUUUCCGCGGCUCCUGCGGAGGUGGCAGCGGUGGCGGCCUUUGAGCUGUGGGGAGGAUCCAGCGCCAGCUGUAGUGACGACUAAGAGUCCAGUGCAUUUCUGUCGUAACUGGGCACCGGGGAGCGCAGAGUGGCGCCCUACGGUCGCUGAAGCCGACGAGGCGUUGAAGCGAAAACAUGACUGCUGAGCCCAUGAGAGUGGAUGCACUUAAUAGCUGGAGACAGAACUGAUUAGGUAUCAAUUUCAUGAAAAGAGUGAAAGCAAGUUGAAUACAUUGGUGCAGAAGCUUCAUGACUUUCUGGCACACUCAUCAGAAGAAUCUGAAGAAACAAGUUCUCCUCCAAGACUUGUGAUGAACCAAAGCACAGAUAAAGUCAGUGGUUCUGGAAAUAACUCUGAUAUGAUGGAAAACAGCAAGGAAGAGGGAGCUAGCUCUUCAGAAAAAUCCAAAUCAUCAGGAUCAUCACGAUCAAAGAGGAAACCUUCAAUUGUAACAAAGUAUGUAGAAUCUGAUGAUGAAAAACCUUUGGAUGAAACUGUAAAUGAAGAUGCUUCUAAUGAAAAUUCAGAAAAUGAUAUUACUAUGCAAAGCUUGCCAAAAGGUACAGUGAUUGUACAACCAGAGCCAGUGCUGAAUGAAGACAAAGAUGAUUUUAAAGGGCCUGAAUUUAGAAGCAGAAGUAAAAUGAAAACUGAAAAUCUCAAAAAACGCGGAGAAGAUGGGCUUCAUGGGAUUGUGAGCUGUACCGCUUGUGGACAACAGGUCAAUCAUUUUCAAAAAGAUUCCAUUUAUAGACAUCCUUCACUGCAAGUACUUAUUUGUAAGAAUUGCUUUAAAUAUUACAUGAGUGAUGAUAUUAGCCGUGACUCAGAUGGAAUGGAUGAACAGUGUAGAUGGUGUGCAGAAGGUGGAAACUUGAUUUGUUGUGACUUUUGCCAUAAUGCCUUCUGCAAGAAAUGCAUUCUACGCAACCUUGGUCGAAAGGAGCUGUCUACAAUAAUGGAUGAAAACAACCAAUGGUAUUGCUACAUUUGUCACCCGGAGCCUUUGUUGGAUUUGGUCACAGCAUGUAACAGCGUAUUUGAAAACUUAGAACAGUUGUUGCAACAAAAUAAGAAGAAGAUAAAAGUUGACAAUGAAAAGAGUAGUAAAGUAUAUGACCAUACACCCAGAUUUUCUCCAAAGAAAAACAGUUCAAAUUGUAAUGGAGAAGAAAAGAAAUUAGAUGAUUCAUGUUCUGGUUCUGUAACCUACUCUUAUUCAGCACUAAUUGUGCCCAAGGAGAUGAUUAAGAAGGCAAAGAAACUGAUUGAGACUACUGCCAACAUGAACUCCAGUUAUGUUAAGUUUUUGAAGCAGGCAACAGAUAAUUCAGAAAUCAAUUCUGCUACAAAGUUACGUCAGCUUAAGGCUUUUAAAUCUGUGUUGGCUGAUAUCAAGAAAGCUCAUCUUGCGUUGGAAGAAGAUUUGAAUUCAGAGAUUCGAGCUUUGGAUGCUGUAAACAAAGAGAAAAAUACCAAAGAGCUUAAAGUCAUAGAUGCUAAGUCUGAAACAAAAGUACGAAAAGGAGAAAAACCCUGUGCUUUGGAAAGGAAGGAUAUUUCAAAAUCAGAAGCUAAACUGUCAAGAAAGCAGGUAGAUAGUGAGCAUGUGGAUCAGAGUGUUGCGGUAGAGGAACAAAGAGCAAAUAAAAAUCCCAGUGGUGAACAUAAAAAAUCUGAUAAAAAAGAAGAACCUCAGUAUGAACCUGCUAACACUUCUGAAGACUUAGACAUGGAUAUUGUGUCUGUUCCUUCCUCAGUUCCAGAAGACAUUUUUGAGAAUCUUGAGACUGCUAUGGAAGUUCAGAGUUCAGCAGAUUAUCAGGGAGAUGGCAACAGUGGAACUGAGCAAGAACUGGAGAGUUCUGUAAAAUUAAAUAUUACUUCAAAAGACAACAGAGGAGGUAUUAAAUCAAAAACAACAGCUAAAGUAACAAAAGAAUUAUAUGUUAAACUCACCCCUGUUUCCCUUUCUAAUUCCCCAAUUAAAGGUGCUGAUUGUCAGGAAGUUCCACAAGAUAAAGAUAGCUAUAGAAGUUCUUGUCUGAACCCCAAGCUGGAGAACUGUGGACUUGAACAGGAAAAGAAUGAUAAUGAGCAUUUGGUUGAAAGUGAAGUUCCAUUACUUUCAGAAGAAUCUGAUCUUCGAAGAUCCCCACGUGUAAAGACUACACCCUUGAGGCGACAGACAGAAACCAACCCUACAACAUUUAAUUCAGAUGAAGAAAAUAAUGACACCGUUAAGGAGAAACAAAAACUAUCAGUUUCAAUGAGAAAAAAGGAUAAGCGGAAUUCUUCUGACAGUGCUAUAGAUAAUCCUAAACCUAAUAAAUUGCCUAAGUCUAAGCAGUCAGAGACUGUGGAUCAAAAUUCAGAUUCUGAUGAAAUGCUAGCAAUCCUCAAAGAAGUAUCCAGGAUGAGUCACAGUUCUUCUUCAGAUACUGAUAUUAAUGAACCUCAUACAAAUCAUGAGAAGACUUUGUGUGAUGUAAAGACUCAAACAGGGAAAGAUGACAAAGGAAAAAGGAAACGAAAAAGUUCUACUUCUGGCUCAGAUUUUGAUAUUAAAAAAGGCAAAUCUGCUAAAAGGUCUAUAAUUUCUAAAAGGAAACGACAAAACCAGUCUGAAUCUUCUAAUUAUGACUCAGAAUUAGAAAAAGAGAUAAAGAGUAUGAGUAAAAUCGGGGCUGCCAGAACAACAACAAAAAGAGUUCCAAAUAAAGAAGAUUAUGAUUCUUCUGAAGAUGAAAAACACAGCAAAAAAGGAAUGGAUAAUCAAGGUCAGAAAGGUUUGAGGACUGCCCAGGAAGGAUCAUCUGAUGAUGCUGAAAGGAAAGAAGAGAGAGAAAAUUUCUCUUCAGCAGAAGGCAUAUUUGAUAAAGACAAGACUCUCAUGGAAUUGAGAGAUCGACUCUCUAAGAAGCAGCAGCCAAGUGUUUCCUCAGAUGGUGCUGAUAAGCUUUCUUCUGGGAAAGAGGAGAGUUUUAAUUCUCCAGAAGAUAAAAAGGUUGCUGAAACUAAAGAAAAGAGUAAGUAUCUGAAAACCAAAACGUGUAAGAAAGUACAAGGUGGCUUAUCUGAUAUUGCUGAAAAGUUCCCAAAGAAAGAACAGAGUGAUGAAUCCUCUGAAGAUGAUAACAAGCAGAGCAAAAAGGGAACUGAAGAAAAAGAAAAGAAAACUACAGACUUGAAGAAAAAAGGAAUUAAGAUGGAACAACAGUAUGAAUCAUCAUCUGAUAGCACUGAGAAAUUACCCGAGGGAGAAGAAAUUUUCCAUUUUCCUAAAGGCAUAAAACAAAAUAAGAAUGACACAACUGAUGGGGAAAAGAAGAGUAAAAAAAUAAAAGAUAAAACUUCUAAAAAGAAGCAUGAAUUAUCCGAUAAUGCUGAGAAGUUACCAGGGAAAAGAGAUAGUUGUGAUUCUUCUGAAGAUAAGAGGAGUAAGAAUGGAGCAUCCAGUCGAGAGAAGAAAAGGUGCAACUUACCUGAAAAGAGUUCAAGGAAGAGACAAGAUUGUUCAUCAUCUGAUACUGAGAAAUAUUCCAUGAAAGAAGAUGGUUGUGAUUCUUCUGAUAAGAGACCGAAAAGAAUUGAAUUAAGGGAAAGAAGAAAUUUAAAUUCAAAGAGAAAUACCAAGGAAGUACAAAAUGGCUCAUCAUCUUCUGAUGUUGAGGAAAGUUCCGAAGAUAAUAAAAAGCUGAAGAAACAAAGAGCUUCAGCUAAAAAGAAGGCAGGCAAUAUGAAGGAGAAAAUGAGAAACUCCCUAAGAACAAGCACUAAAAGGAAGCAGGCUGACAUUUCUUCCUCAUCUUCUUCUGAUAUAGGAGAUGAUGAUCAGAAUUCUGUAGGUGAGGGGAGCAGUGAUGAGCAGAAAAUAAAGCCUGUGACCGAAAAUUUAGUGCUGUCUUCACAUACUGGAUUUUGUCAAUCUUCAGGAGAUGAAGCCUUAUCUAAAUCAAUGCCUGUCACAGUGGAUGAUGACGACGAUGACAAUGAUCCUGAGAAUAGAAUUGCCAAGAAGAUGCUUUUAGAAGAAAUUAAAGCCAAUCUUUCCUCCGAUGAGGAUGGAUCUUCAGAUGAUGAAUCAGAAGAAGGGAAAAAAAGAACUGGAAAACACAAUGAAGAAAAUCCUGGAGAUGAGGAAGCAAAAAAUCAAGUCAAUUCUGAAUCAGAUUCAGAUUCUGAAGAAUCUAAGAAGCCGAGAUACAGACAUAGGCUUUUGAGGCACAAGCUGACUGUGAGUGACGGAGAAUCUGGAGAAGAAAAAAAGACGAAGCCUAAAGAGCACAAAGAAGCCAAAGGCAGAAAUAGAAGGAAGGUGAGCAGUGAAGAUUCUGAAGAUUCUGAUUUUCAGGAAUCAGGAGUUAGUGAAGAAGUUAGUGAAUCUGAAGAUGAACAACGGCCGAGAACACGGUCUGCAAAGAAAGCAGAGUUGGAAGAAAAUCAGCGAAGUUAUAAACAGAAAAAGAAAAGGCGACGCAUCAAGGUUCAAGAAGAUUCAUCCAGUGAAAACAAGAGUAAUUCUGAAGAAGAUGAUAAAGAAGAAGAUGAAGACGACGAAGAAGAAGAUGAAAAUGAUGAUUCCAAGUCUCCUGGAAAAGGCAGAAAGAAAAUUCGAAAGAUUCUUAAAGAUGAUAAACUAAGAACAGAAACACAAAAUGCUCUUAAGGAAGAGGAAGAGAGGCGAAAGCGUAUUGCUGAGCGGGAACGUGAGCGAGAGAAAUUGAGAGAGGUGAUAGAAAUUGAAGAUGCUUCACCCACUAAGUGUCCAAUAACAACCAAGUUGGUUUUAGAUGAAGAUGAAGAAACCAAAGAACCUUUAGUGCAGGUUCAUAGAAAUAUGGUUAUCAAAUUGAAACCCCAUCAAGUAGAUGGUGUUCAGUUUAUGUGGGAUUGCUGCUGUGAGUCUGUAAAAAAAACAAAGAAGUCUCCAGGUUCAGGAUGCAUUCUUGCCCACUGCAUGGGCCUUGGUAAGACUUUACAGGUGGUAAGCUUUCUUCAUACGGUUCUUUUGUGUGACAAAUUGGAUUUCAGCACAGCUUUAGUGGUUUGUCCUCUUAAUACUGCUUUGAAUUGGAUGAAUGAAUUUGAGAAGUGGCAAGAGGGAUUAAAAGAUGAUGAGAAGCUUGAGGUCUCUGAAUUAGCAACUGUGAAACGUCCUCAGGAGAGAAGCUACAUGCUGCAAAGAUGGCAAGAAGAUGGUGGUGUUAUGAUCAUAGGCUAUGAGAUGUACAGAAAUCUUGCUCAAGGAAGGAAUGUGAAGAGUAGGAAACUUAAAGAAAUAUUUAACAAAGCUUUGGUUGAUCCAGGCCCUGACUUUGUUGUUUGUGAUGAAGGCCAUAUUCUAAAAAAUGAAGCAUCUGCUGUUUCAAAAGCUAUGAAUUCUAUACGAUCAAGGAGGAGGAUUAUUUUAACGGGAACCCCACUUCAAAAUAACCUAAUUGAGUAUCAUUGCAUGGUUAACUUUAUCAAAGAAAAUUUGCUUGGAUCCAUUAAGGAGUUCAGGAAUCGAUUUAUAAAUCCAAUCCAAAAUGGUCAGUGUGCAGAUUCUACCAUGGUAGAUGUCAGAGUAAUGAAAAAACGUGCUCACAUUCUCUAUGAAAUGUUAGCUGGAUGUGUUCAGAGGAAAGAUUAUACAGCAUUAACAAAGUUCUUGCCUCCAAAACAUGAAUACGUGUUAGCUGUGAGAAUGACUCCUAUUCAGUGCAAACUCUAUCAGUACUACUUAGAUCACUUGACAGGUGUAGGUAAUAGCAGUGAAGGUGGAAGAGGAAAGGCAGGUGCAAAACUUUUCCAAGAUUUUCAGAUGUUAAGUAGAAUCUGGACUCAUCCUUGGUGUUUGCAGCUGGACUACAUUAGCAAAGAAAAUAAGGGAUAUUUUGAUGAAGACAGUAUGGAUGAAUUUAUAGCUUCAGAUUCUGAAGAAACCUCCAUGAGUUUAAGCUCUGAUGAUUAUACAAAAAAGAAGAAAACAAAGGGGAAAAAGGGGAAAAAAGAUAGUAGCUCAAGUGGAAGCGGCAGUGACAAUGAUGUUGAAGUGAUUAAAGUCUGGAAUUCAAGAUCUCGAGGAGGUGGUGAAGGAAAUGUGGAUGAAACAGGAAACAAUCCCUCAGUUUCUUUAAAGCUGGAAGAAAGUAAAGCUACUUCCUCUUCUAAUCCAAGCAGCCCAGCUCCAGACUGGUACAAAGAUUUUGUUACAGAUGCUGAUGCUGAGGUUUUAGAGCAUUCUGGAAAAAUGGUACUUCUCUUUGAAAUUCUUCGAAUGGCGGAGGAAAUUGGGGAUAAAGUCCUUGUUUUCAGCCAGUCUCUCAUAUCUCUGGACUUGAUUGAAGAUUUUCUUGAAUUGGCUAGUAGGGAGAAGACAGAAGAUAAAGAUAAACCUCUUAUUUAUAAGGGUGAAGGGAAGUGGCUCCGAAACAUAGACUAUUACCGUUUAGAUGGUUCUACAACUGCUCAAUCAAGGAAAAAGUGGGCUGAAGAAUUUAAUGAUGAAACUAAUGUGAGAGGGCGCUUGUUUAUCAUUUCAACCAAAGCAGGAUCUCUUGGAAUUAAUCUGGUAGCUGCUAAUCGAGUGAUUAUAUUUGAUGCUUCUUGGAAUCCAUCUUAUGACAUCCAGAGUAUAUUCAGAGUUUAUCGCUUUGGACAAACUAAACCUGUGUAUGUAUAUAGGUUCUUAGCUCAGGGAACCAUGGAAGAUAAGAUUUAUGAUCGGCAAGUAACUAAGCAGUCACUGUCUUUUCGAGUUGUUGAUCAACAGCAAGUUGAACGUCAUUUUACCAUGAAUGAGCUUACUGAACUUUAUACCUUUGAGCCAGACUUGUUAGAUGACCCUAAUUCAGAAAAGAAGAAGAAAAGGGAUACUCCCAUGCUGCCAAAGGACACCAUACUUGCAGAACUUCUUCAAAUACAUAAAGAACACAUUGUAGGAUAUCAUGAACAUGAUUCUCUUUUGGACCACAAAGAAGAAGAAGAGUUGACUGAAGAAGAAAGAAAAGCAGCUUGGGCUGAGUAUGAAGCAGAGAAGAAGGGACUGACCAUGCGUUUCAACAUACCAACUGGGACCAAUUUACCCCCUGUCAGUUUCAACUCUCAAACUCCUUAUAUUCCUUUCAAUUUGGGAGCCCUGUCAGCAAUGAGUAAUCAACAGCUGGAGGACCUCAUUAAUCAAGGAAGAGAAAAAGUUGUGGAAGCAACAAACAGUGUGACAGCAGUGAGGAUUCAGCCUCUUGAAGAUAUAAUUUCAACUGUAUGGAAGGAAAACAUGAAUCUCUCAGAGGCCCAGGUACAGGCGUUAGCAUUAAGUAGACAAGCCAGCCAGGAGCUUGAUGUUAAACGAAGAGAAGCAAUCUACAAUGACGUAUUGACAAAACAACAGAUGUUAAUCAGCUGUGUUCAGCGAAUACUUAUGAACCGAAGGCUCCAGCAGCAGUACAAUCAGCAGCAACAGCAGCAAAUGACUUAUCAACAAGCAACACUGGGUCACCUCAUGAUGCCAAAGCCUCCAAAUUUAAUCAUGAAUCCUUCUAACUACCAGCAGAUUGAUAUGAGAGGAAUGUAUCAGUCAGUGGCUGGUGGUAUGCAGCCACCACCAUUACAGCGUGCACCGCCCCCAAUGAGAAGCAAAAAUCCGGGACCUUCCCAAGGGAAAUCAAUGUGAUUUUGCACUAAAAGUUUAAAAGAUUGCUAAAAUCAUAGAAAGAUCUUUUAUUUUUUUAGGAAUCAAUGAAUGAACAGAACUCAACUGUAUAAAUAGUUUGUUUCCCUGAAAUGGCAAUCUUCCAUAUUAGUUUAAAAUUUUUUUUAAUAGGGCAUACCAUUUCUUCCUGACAUUUGUCAGUGAUGUUGCCUAGAAUCUUCUUACACACACUGAGUACAGAAGAUCUUUCAAAUUGUUUUCAGUGAAAACAAGUCCUUCCAUAACAGUAACAACUCCACAGAUUUCCUCUCUAAAUUUUUAUGCCUGCUUUUAGCGACCAUAAAAUUGUCAUAAAUUAGUGAAUUUAUGAAAGAAUACAGAUUUAUAUAUUCAUUCUUUACAUAUAAAAACACACAGCUGAGUUCUUAGAGUUGAUUCCUCAAGUUAUGUAAUACUUUUGUAUUAAUCCAUUUCUUGAUUAAAUGAUUGAAAUGGUUUUAAUGUUCUUUUGACUGAAGUCUGAAACUGGGCUCCUACUUUAUCAUAUCUGUGACUGAAAAUUAGAAACUAAGGGUUAUCUUUGACACAGAAUUGUGUGCAAUAUUCUUAAAUACUACUGCUCUAAAACUUGGAGGAGUCUUGCAGUUAUCUUAGCAUUGUAUAAACAGCCUUAAGUACAGCUUAAGAAGAGAAUUCCUUUUUCUUCUGUAGUCUUUCUGCCAUUUUUUAUUUUCAGUUAUAUGUGCUGAAAUAAUUACUGGUAAAAUUUCAGGGUUGUGGAUUAUCUUCCACACAAGAAUUUUCUCUCUCCUGGCACUAAUAUAAAGCACAUCUCUUAACUGCUUGGUGUCAGUGCUAGUGCUUCAUCCUGUUGCUGGCAGUGGGAUGUGGACUAACAAAAUCAAGUUCUAGCAUUUUAGGAGGUUAAGGAUGGUGUUGUGGUUGUUAGCUUCACACCCUGUUUUAUAAACAACAUCAAAAUGGCAGAACCAUUGCUGACUUUAAGUUCACAUGAGGAAUGUGCUUUAAAACAAUUCCCAGUACUGUCAGUAUUGUGAAAUAAUUCCUCCUAAAGAUAAGGUUCACUGGCUUCUAUGCUCUUCUUUUCUCUCAUCAGUAUGUUCUUUUUUCCCAACCACAUUUUCUUUUUUUUUUUUUUUUUUUUUGCGGUAUGCGGGCCUCUCACUGUUGUGGCCUCCCCCGUUGCGGAGCACAGGCUCCGGACGCGCAGGCUCCGGACGCGCAGGCUCAGCGGCCAUGGCUCACGGGCCCAGCCGCUCCGCGGCAUAUGGGAUCCUCCCAGACCGGGGCACGAACCCGUAUCCCCUGCAUCGGCAGGCGGACUCUCAACCACUUGCGCCACCAGGGAGGCCCCCAACCACAUUUUCUUAUGUACAUUUUUUUUUUUUGGUGGUACGCGGGCCUCUCACUGUUGUGGCCUCUCCCGUUGUGGAGCACAGGCUCCGGACACGCAGGCUCAGUGGCCAUGGCUUACGGGCCCAGCCGCCCCGCGGCAUGUGGGAUCCUCCCGGACUGGGGCACUAACCUGUGUCCCCUGCAUCGGCAGGCGGACUCCCAACCACUGCACCACCAGGGAAGCCCUCUUACGUAAAUUUUGUUUCAAAGCUCGUUUUUUUUUUUUUAGUUUAGAUCUGUGAGGCAAUUUUCUGAUCAAAAUUAAUUCAUCUCUAAUGCCCUUUUAUGAGGUUUUACUAGAAAGUCAUUACAUUGUCGUUUUUCUUAAUCCAGGCUUGUAGAAAUGACUUAUAAGCUUAUUCAUGUACAAUUUGGUUGCUUGAGUUUCUUAAAGAAAAAGAUUGUUAGACUAUGAGAGUCCACUCAACAUGACGAAACUAUUUUUGAGAUGGUGACGUAACAUGUAGUGGAAAUAGCCAGUGAAUUCCAAAAAAGAGAAAGCUGGGUGGAGGAUUAGCUUUAGGUAUCACUGGAUUAGAAUGAAGAAUGAGUUUAACAUUAGCUAAAACUGUUUUGAAUUGUUAGGAUGAUUAAGAGAUUUCCACUUUGAUCAUAAAAACUAGUGGUAAACAUCCAAGAGUACUAAGUUUGUCAUAUAGAAUUUUGAGGUUUGGUGGAUCCACCCUCCACCUUCCUGUGGUGAGUUAUCACUAACAAAUUCCAUGUAUUUGGAUAUUAUGCCAGCCAUAUAAUCAAGUUCAUUCAAUUGGUGUGUGGGGGAGGGUGUUUUUACUUCAGAAGAAAUGAAAGAGACAGGAUUUAUGAGAUAAAUCUUUGAAGACAGUAUACUUUGGCCAACUGUUAUCAAUUGGUAUUUCUACAAGUCCAGAAUACUUUAAACCUGAUUUACUAGACUUGUGAACUUUCAUCAUGGUCUGAUUGCUUGCUCAAAGACAUAGGUGUCAAAAUUUUAGGCAACCUUCUAAACCUUUUCCCCCAUGAAUGAAACUAUAAAUUAAAGGAUAAUACAUAGAAUAAUGAAUUGGAAAUAAGAGAGUUUGAGAUAAAACUUGGACCACUUUGCAUACUCUUCUUCACUUGACAUUUUAGCUACAUAAUAUGUACUUUGAGUAUAACAUCAAGCUUUAACAAAUAUUUAAAGACAAAAUCACAUCAAUAAGAUACUAAAAGGCUCAUUUUUAUAUUUGUUUUAGAUGUUUUAAAUAGUUGCAAUGGCUUAAAAAAUGACGAUUUAAAAUGUUGCUUGUAAUACAGUUUUGCCUGCUAAAUUCUCCACAUUUUGUAACCUGUUUUAUUUCUUUGGGUGUAAAGCGUUUUUGCUUAGUAUUGUGAUAUUGUAUAUGUUUUGUCCCAGUUGUAUAGUAAUGUUUCAGUCCAUCAUCCAGCUUUGGCUGCUGAAAUCAUACAGCUGUGAAGACUUGCCUUUGUUUCUGUUAGACUGCUUUUCAGUUCCGUAUUGAGUAUCUUAAGUACUGUAGAAAAGAUGUUACUUCUUCCUUUAAGGCUGUUUUGUAAUAUAUAUAAGGACUGGAAUUGUGUUUUUAAAGAAAAGCAUUCAAGUAUGACAAUAAUACUAUCUGUGUUUUCACCAUUCAAAGUGCUGUUUAGUAGUUGAAACUUAAACUAUUUAAUGUCAUUUAAUAAAGUGACCAAAAUGUGUUGUGCUCUUUA